Messenger RNA from Zophobas morio, 384 nucleotides. It is a transcript of the gene Pa1, whose product is annotated as PTIP associated 1. Gene Ontology annotation, molecular function: nuclear estrogen receptor binding. The record is from RefSeq and is a predicted model, not a curated record. The coding region runs from base 1 to 384 and encodes 127 amino acids. Gene Ontology annotation, biological process: positive regulation of intracellular estrogen receptor signaling pathway; positive regulation of cell cycle G1/S phase transition. The transcript has 2 exons. Lineage: Eukaryota; Metazoa; Arthropoda; Insecta; Coleoptera; Tenebrionidae. Gene Ontology annotation, cellular component: MLL3/4 complex.
AUGGAAAAUUCGUGGAAUAUUGAUUGUUCCGAUGACGAAUAUAAAGACGUAAAAGGACCGUGGGAACCAGCCCCAGAAAUAAUAGAAAAACUUUAUGAUCAACUUAAUAAUGGAGAAAUUCCAGAAUUAAAUUGGAAGUGCCCUGGUUACAGGUCACCGUCUCCAGAAGUGCAGGAACCACCACCGCCAGAAAUUGAAACCAAACAAACAGAAGACAAAUCUGAUUUUGACUUCCUGGAUGAGACUACGUCUCCUAGGCUCAAAAUUCGCAACAAAGGAGAAGAGGCAUUAAAGGGAAGUGCAAAAAAGAAAACAACAUCAUUAGACGGAGUUAUUAAUAAUAUGAGACGACACAAUCUCCUACCACAACCAAGUAAUCAUUGA